This is a messenger RNA of Prorocentrum cordatum, 878 nucleotides long. NCBI's taxonomy places the organism in Eukaryota, Dinophyceae, Prorocentrales, Prorocentraceae. The record is from the annotation of a GenBank genome assembly.
CUCCACGCCUCCGCCUCCCCCUGCUCCCCCUCGCGAUCCCGACGCCGCCGUCCCCGCCGCCGUCGUCGCCCGUCGUCGCCCCGAAGCGCCUGCGGCCGCCGCGCCCCCGCCACUGGCCCGCAACAGCGGCGGGCGCGCCCGGCCCGCCCCUCCUGCCAGCGCUCCUCCUGCCGGGGGGGGGGAGGACCCCGACCCUGUGGAUCCAGCCCCUCCCGCUGCGCCUCUGCACGCACCCUUGCUUCUACAUGACGCCGCACGCCCGCCACCGCCCCCAGCACGCGAGCCUGCUCCUGCACGGCAUCGUCGCGGGCACCUGCGUAUUCUCUACCGGCAAGGCUGUCAAGUCCAUUGCCCUCGUCCAGGAGCGCGACCACCACGGCGCCGACGCCGCCUCCGCCGCCACCUCGGCCCCCCAGGCCGAGCUCGGCCAUAUCUUCGUUAGCGACCAGAGGCUCUGGAGCUCGCUCCUGCAGGAACACGUCGAGGUCCGCAAGUCCGCGGGCAGCGGCAUGAGCUUGGCCGUGCUGUGGGGGUGCGUGGUCGCGAUCUCCUUCGCCCUGGCGGCCUCGAUCCUCUACCUCUGCUCCGCCGUCCGGGCCCAGCGGGCCUACGAGGCCAAGUCCAGCCCAGCGCGUGGCAUGCCCUCUGGGGCUGCCGAUGGAAGAUCCAUGAGGUCCAUGUCUUCGCUCCGGAGCUGCAGCGACGCCUGCUCGGAGCGCCGCUGGCGCGCGCGGACGAGAGCUGCAUGUCCUCGUCGACGCUGCAGACCCGCUCCCGCACCAGCGUGGGGCUGCCCGGCCUGCCGCUGUGCCACCUGCUGGUGGUGCCGGACGGCACGCGGCUCGCCUGCUUCAUCCAGAACGAGGUGCGGCGCCGGA